Pelobates fuscus (common spadefoot toad) is the source of this 1611-nucleotide messenger RNA. Its product is annotated as vomeronasal type-2 receptor 26-like. Gene Ontology annotation, biological process: G protein-coupled receptor signaling pathway. NCBI's taxonomy places the organism in Eukaryota, Metazoa, Chordata, Amphibia, Anura, Pelobatidae. Gene Ontology annotation, cellular component: plasma membrane. Bases 1 to 1455 code for a protein of 484 amino acids. Gene Ontology annotation, molecular function: G protein-coupled receptor activity. The record is from RefSeq and is a predicted model, not a curated record. The transcript is spliced from 4 exons.
AUGCCAUGUACUGGAGAAGAAACUUUGGAAAGCAUACAAAACAAUUACAAUGAUGUCUCUCAUUUAAGAGUGACCUAUAAUAUCUAUAUUGCUGUUCAUGUUUUGGCCAGGGCACUGGAAGAUCUUAAAACCUGCAAUAAAGAAGAAGGUCCAUUCAUUCUUGGGAGAUGUGCAAACGUUUGGACAUUCAAGGCAUGGCAGCUCUUGCAUUACAUGAAGAAAGUGAAGGUCAAACUGAGCAGCGGGAGGGAGCUUUACUUUGAUAGAAAUGGUAACCCACCUGCUGUUUAUGACAUUAUAAACUGGAAGCUUGGCACAAAUGGUACUGUAAUGCAUGUCAGCGUUGGCACUUAUGACACGUCAACAUUUUUUGGACAAGUCUUCAACAUCAACACAAGUGCCAUAGUCUGGGGGAUUGAAGAUCAACAGGUCCCUGUCUCAGUCUGCAGUCAAACCUGCCCUCCUGGUUUCCGUAAAGCACCUAAAAGAGGAGAACCAGUCUGCUGUUUCCAGUGUGUCCCCUGUCCACAAGGCGAGAUCUCCAAUCAGACAGAUUCCAUUGGUUGCAUCAAGUGUCCAUGGGAUCAGUGGCCAAAUCCUCAGAAAUCACAAUGCCUUCCAAAACCCUUAGAGUAUCUCGCUUAUGAAGACCCAAUGGGAUCUGCUAUAAUGGCUGGGAGCAUCACUUCCUCAUUGGUUCCUGCUUGUAUUUUAAGACUAUUUAUUCAGCAUAAAUACACCCCCAUUGUAAAAGCUAACAAUUACACAUUAAGCUGCAUUCUUCUAGUAUCCCUUUCACUUUGUUUCCUAUGUGCUUUUGCUUUCGUUGGUUACCCUCAGCCAGUUAUGUGUCUUCUGCGCCAGACUAUGUUUGGCAUGGUUUUUGCCCUUUGUAUCUCUUGUAUUUUAUCCAAAACGAUCAUGGUGGUUUGUGCUUUCAUGGCCACCAAACCAGGCAGCAAUCUGAGAAAAUGGACCAUGCCUCCGGUGUCCUAUAUCAUAAUUUGCAUUUGUUCUCUUUUACAAUUCCUCUUGUGCAUUACGUGGCUAUCUCUUGUUCCUCCAUUCCCUGAACUAAACAUUGUGUCUCAACCCAGACUUAUCACUGUUGAGUGCAAUGAAGGUUCAUCCACUGCCUUCUGGUGCAUGUUGGGAUACCUUGGUCUUCUGGCCACUAUCAGUUUUAUUGUUGCCUUUUUGGCCAGGAGACUUCCCGAUAGUUUUAAUGAAGCCAAGUUCAUCACCUUUAGCAUGCUGGCCUUCCUCAGUGUCUGGGUGUCCUAUAUCCCAGCUUCACUCAGUGCACAAGGAAAAUACACGGUAGCCAUGGAGAUCUUUGCAAUCCUAUCUUCCAGCUGGGCCAUUAUAAUUUGCAUGUUUCUCCCUAAAUGUUUCAUUAUAGUGUUCCGACCUGAUAUGAACUCCAGAGAACGUGUACUGCGAAAAGAGAGAUAGAUGUAGUCAAAUAAAUAAAGACCUACUGAUGAUCUCUCAUACCCAUAAUUUGAAUUAUACAUUCCUCACUCGGUAUGCAUUGCUUUGUUAUAGUACAGCCUAAACAAAUGUCGAAUUGCUAAUGUGGCGGACCGCCUGCCACCCCGACUGGGUACC